Messenger RNA from Venturia canescens, 11787 nucleotides. Its product is annotated as ankyrin repeat and sterile alpha motif domain-containing protein 1B-like. The transcript has 18 exons. Gene Ontology annotation, cellular component: cytosol. The record is from RefSeq and is a predicted model, not a curated record. Bases 116 to 4630 code for a protein of 1504 amino acids. Gene Ontology annotation, molecular function: protein binding. NCBI's taxonomy places the organism in Eukaryota, Metazoa, Arthropoda, Insecta, Hymenoptera, Ichneumonidae.
AGAUGGCCACUCUCGAUCAAUGAAACUCGAGUAAAUUUUUCGUAGUAAAAUCGUAAUCGUGGGUUUGUGACAAGGUGUAGUUAUACGUAAGGUGUAUUUUGAGUGUAAAUGGGCCAUGGGAAAAGAUCAAGAGCUGCUGGAGGCAGCAAGAAGCGGCAAUGUCACCGUCGUCGAGAAAAUAUUGGGUCAACGAGCCAAAAGGAGUGGUCCACUGGCAAGCUUACGUCGAGGACCGGGAGCUAACGUGCAAGAUGCAAGUGGAUAUUCGUCUCUCCAUCACGCUGCCCUGAAUGGACACAAGGACAUCGUGAAACUCUUAUUGCAAUACGAAGCCUCGACAAACGUAGUCGACGCGAAAGGUUCGUCGCCACUUCAUUUGGCAGCCUGGGCAGGCGACGCGGAGAUCGUGAGAUUAAUACUCAGUCAGGGACCUUCAGUGCCAAAUGUCAAUCUUGCGACCAAAGACAACGAGACAGCGUUGCACUGUGCUGCCCAGUAUGGCCACACGGAAGUGGUGGCGCAAUUGUUGCAGUACGGAUGCGACCCCGGCAUCCGCAACAGCCGGGGCGAAUCUGCUCUCGACCUUGCCGCCCAAUAUGGAAGACUGGAAACCGUGCAGCUAUUAGUCCGAACUCAUCCAGAGCUCAUUGAACCAUUGCGCAGUUCUUCAUCGUCUCUGAUUUUUCCUCAUACCCCGCUUCAUCUUGCCUCUCGAAAUGGUCACAGAGCCGUCGUCGAAGUUCUUUUGGCUUCUGGCGUCGACGUUAAUACCCGUACUUCAGCCGGUACGGCAAUGCACGAAGCUGCUCUUUGUGGAAAGAUGGAGGUCGUACGUGCUCUUCUUGAUCGUGGUGUCGAUCUCGGAAUUCGUGACUCGCGUCAGAAUACGGUGCUCGAUCUACUCAGUCAGUUUCCACCUCACGUCACCCACGACAUUACGGCUGUUAUCAAAAGACAUCGGUCCUCCUCAGGCGUCGAGAGCGACGCUGACAGCGAAAACCUACCACCGAUACCGGUCCAAGGUGGCGACUCCCUCGGCAGCCCCUACGAAAAUGUUCGACCUGGCGAUGACAUGUCACCGACCGAAGGAACAUCCCCUACGCAGUGGCAGUUUUAUCACAAACCGCGAGACGAUGAUCGCCGCGUGUCCGGCACUUCGGUCAUGUCCUUCGAUGACGAUUUGGAAUACGAUGUGCUUGACGGAAUGAGCAACAAAGGACAGCUCCAGAUGACCGACGAGUUCUCAGAUCCAAGCUCCCUAUUCGACAGUGUCUUCAUGUCCAUGUCAGACACACUCAACUCUAUUAAUACUCUCGAAAGCUCCGACCAAACACCCGAUGACAAGCCACUAAACAUUACAAGCAACACUACACCGCUAUCACCCAAAGAUACACUACGGGGUUCUGACAGCGGUCUUUAUCAAACUCCACCGGCGCCACGUGGAAUCACCAAUGAAGGCAGUUACGCCUCGGAAGACCUGUCCUUAACAUUGCCUCCGGGAUACGGAGGUGGCAGGGAAUCCGACCAACUGAGCGUCUCUUCCUCCUCGAGCGUAGGAGGACCGAGCCCAAGGGACAGACGGUGUUUGCCCAACGAUUCCGGCACUUCUGGCAUUUACUUGCCGAUGGCACCUCUAUCCAGCUCUCAGCACAGCUCUGCAUCCAACAGUAAAGUUUCGCCAACUCCCCCGAAGAAACCACCGAGGCGAAAUCUUUCGGUAUCUCCGACGCAUCUUCAGACCCAGAUGUCCCUAUCCGCGGACUGUACUCUGGGUCCGAGUAAUUACGAGUACUUGUUCCUCGCUCGUAGCGGUGCCCGUAGCCACAUUGACCUCGAGCAGCUUCAGACUCGGCGUGAUCAGUUGCGUCACGUGACCAGAAGCGUCGAUCAGUACGUCGACAUGAAAUCUCGUCACAGUAGCGCUGGUGAAAGGCGUGAUCCUGACGUUGAACCGGUUGCCAUAACUUCCAUGUACGGUGAUAGACCGAUCAAGCUAUUAAAUCCGCGAAGGAAACUACGACGACAUUGUGAACGAGCUUAUGAGAAUUACGAGCUCGACACGAGUUCUGGCUGCGUCGACGAGUCACCGUGUAGCGAAGGCGGAGGUGGUGCGAACGAUCGUAUCUUCGUUUCCAAUGCUUUUCUCACCUUGAAAUCGUCUCAGGAAAGUUUACUCGAGGAUCAGAUACGGGAGGCAGCCAUUGAUGCGCAUGGAUUCAACGAAACUCUUGAGGCUACCGACAAAAGACUCAAACGCGUCCAGAUGACGCUUCCCACCAGUCCCACCCACUACGUACAACCACCGACACCCGAUCAUCCUCCGCCUUCGGCUCUUCAGGCGGAAAAAUCCAUUCAUGAUAGAAUUCGUCCGCUAAGUCAGGUCUACAAGAGACGCUCUCGAGACAUGGAGACCGAGACCGAGGAGGAUCUACUGCAAUUUCCACCGGGUGGAUCACUCGACGCCUCGAGCGGUUCGCUUUCGAGCGUAUCACUUUCGGACAAGAGUAUGUCGACGGACAACGUCGAGGAGUACUUCGGUGACGUGCCAUUUGCAGGUUUGCUCAAGGGUUCGGUAACGGUUGAGCGACCGCGAACUCUGCGUCGGUUACGGAACGUUUACGGUGGUCCGGGCGCAUGCGGAAUGGGCACCGGUGCGGAUGGCGGUGGAGAACUCCAUGAGGACAACGGUGACGCGUCCUUCCGGUUGUCGGAGCGCGAGCGCGACGAAAAAUCGCUGAGCAUUAUGAGCCCGUUUGAUGAGCAGGAGGAAUGGGCUAAAAUAUCUGAGAUAAUGGCUUCCUUCGGGACUGGACUCGUUCGCGAAUCUGUUUUUGUCACCGAACUCGAGAAAGAAUUUCAAACGAGAUUAGGCCUCAGUUCAGACACGAGCAGCAGUCCAAUAGUUUCCACUUCGGUCGGCCAGUGGCUGUCCAGUCUUAGCUUGGCCGAUUACGAGUCAUUAUUCAUUAACUACGGUUUCGAUGAUAUAGAAUUUAUAAACGGCGUGUUAGACGAAGCUGAUUUGAAAGACAUGGGAAUCACAAGUGAUCAAGAGCGUGCGAUUAUAAUGGAGUCCGUUCUUUCGUUGAAGAAGCGAGUAGACAAACGAGCAGGUUCCCAAGCCCGAACGGUGGAGGAGUGGCUCAACAGCAUACACCUCGACAACUAUGCGGAAACGUUCAGAAAGCACCUGUACACCGACAUGGAACGUGUCAAAAGGGUGUGGGAGGUCGAACUGGCAGCUGUACUCGAAAUCCAAAAGCCAGCACACCGCAAGAGGAUACUUGCUUCGGUUACUGGCCCUAAUCCAAGAUCCCAGGCUCGUGGAGGACCGAAUCUCGAAGACCUUAACAAGGACCUUAACACUUUGAAAACGAAUAUACAACAGCUGAAGGAAGAGAUUCGUGAAAAGUUGCCAGAGACCCCACAAGGAAACGGUAGUGGGACAAUGGUGAGUGGGACGAACGCCGCGACCUCGGGGACUCUGAGACACCGAAAAAAUAGGCCAGCACCGCAACCACCGCAACGACCGAGUUCUCACAACGGCACGAUCUCCGCCCCUGAACAGCUGGAAAUUCGUGGGCCUUCGGAGCUUUUGUUCGGCGUUCCAUCCACCCUUAAAACUCAGUGGAGGCAUCAACCCAAAACCCUACUCACUGGUUGUGUUAAUUACGUUGCCAAUUAUCUGGGAUCGACGGUCGUGAAAGAAUUGAGGGGGACCGAAUCGACGAAAAAAUCGAUACAAAAGCUGAAGAAAACCUGUCGCGAUCCAAGAGUCAGCCUGGGGAUUACCCUGGCCAUAUCUUAUCGCGGUGUCAGAUUCCUCAACUCGGUCACUAAUGAACCGAUUUGCGAGCAUGAGAUUCGCAACAUUCAUUGCGCCUGUCAAGAUGCCGAUGAUUUGACACAUUUUGCAUACAUCACCAAAGACCACACUAGUCGGACACACUUCUGUCAUGUCUUCUGUGUACCAACAAUGGACCAAGCGACCGAGGUGAUACUGACCUUGGGACAAGCUUUCGAAGUAGCUUAUCAAAUGGCGCUACGAGAUAAACUCGGGGGUCAAACAGUGCGUUCUCACUCGGCGAAUCAACUGGCUUCUGUGACGACUUCCGGUAACGUGAGCGCUGUCAAAACUGGUCCAUCGUCCGAGCAGAGCCCGGAUACGAAUUCUAGGCUUUUACCGGAUUCAAGUAUGUCUACGAUUACGACAACGAUCACGUGCAUGAACAAUUCGAAUCAAAAUUCAACCCAAAACUCAAACACCCUGAAAAAAAGUAAAGUUAAAUCGAGCUCCCAGCAAUACCAAACGACGAACGUAAACGCUAAUCCGACCAAUCACAAUUCUCAUUCCAACGCGAAUACGAACACGAGCUCAAACUCAAAUUCACACGGGAUCGCAGCCUCGCCCGUUUCGGUCUUGAAUAGUAACAAUCCAACCGGAAAUUCGAACAACGCGAGCAUCACCAAACCGUUGGUUUCUCACGGUCGUUCACAUUCGGUCAAUGACAUCAAGAUCAAUGGUAAUCAGUUGAAAUUAGCGCCAACUCCCGUCGACGAUAUUGGAAUCGGUGUUAAGGAUAUGAAAGCUGGAUCAAGAGCGCCAAUCGCACUGUCCGAGGAGUUGUAAGUUCCUUGGUGAAUUUAAACCGGAAACUUUGUUCGACGAAAUUCAUGCAGGGGCUUUGAAUAUAACGAGGAGCGACGUUGUCGAAACGAGCAAAUGGUUGAGUUAGCUUUAUAAUAAAAUCGUCGAUAAACAUUUAUUUCAACGUUUUACAAAGCUGUGAUUAGUUCAGAGGUAAAAAACCGUGGAGCCUUUUUAAAAAUAUAUUAUCUCGCGAUUGAAUGACGUUGCUCAUUCCGUAGCCCAACGAUUAUUGCUUAUAAAUUUAAGGGAAUCAAGUUUCGACGAGCGCCGAUUAAUCAGUUUGGCAUUGGCAAGGCUUUGAGGCCGUCGCCACGAAACUGAUUGAACUACGAUUUUGUGCAGCUAAAACGGUUUCAGUAAAUAUUGCUCUAGAAACUCUCUUCGCAUUCGAAAAUUCGCGGUCUAAUUAUAAAAACGCCAAAUCGUCGAACUUCGAGUUAGUUAAACCAUACGAAAAUCGUGUUAAAAUGCACAACGACUCGUUUACUUCCGAUUCAGAAAUGAACAAUGUUUGAUACGCUAUUUAAGAGACGAAAUAAAAAUCCUUCACAUUCGAACAAUUCGUACUGUUAGAGAACAAAGGGACAAAAUAAACGCACUAAAUUGUUCUCCGAACGGUUAAUAAUUUUCAUUCAACGAUUCCGAAGCGUAACGGGAGCGGGUUUUCGGCUCCAGGUAAGUUACGCAACACCAGAUUUUUUACCGUGUAUUUGAAUUUUUCUAUUUACCCUUUACACAAUCAACAAUGUGGAAAAACAAUAGACGUCCAAAUUUUUUAAACGCUCGAAUAACCCUGAAAACUCAUCUGUGCCACGAUAUCCUUUAUGACUUUAUAUCAGCAUCGUGACCUCUGCAUUCAAAUUCAGGUAUUCGAUAUUUCUAUGAAAAAAAAAAAAAAAAAAAAAAACAACAACAACAACAGCAACAACAGCAGCAAUCAUAUCGAGUGUUUGAAUUUUGUUCGAUUAGUGGUUUCUCGUGUUGGUUUGAUGGUUGUACACUGAGAGAAAAAAGUCAUUGGAACAACGAAAUGUGGCAUUACGAGGUGCCAAUGAAAAAUGUGAUCAUUACAAGAUUAAAAAUGAUUGAAUGACGGAAAUGGUUUCAGCUCAAAUUACAGAUUCAUUCUCACCGAAAACAUUGCAGUUGAAUGAAGAAAACUCUUCCAAUAACAUCAAUUUCAAUUGAAUCAAUCAUUUUUUUUUCUCAGUGAUAAAAGUUGGGAUCAUUUUUUUUGCGAGUAUUGAAAAAACUCGGGUGUUUUUGACAUUUUUUCGUUUUCUAAAAAUCUAUUGUAUAAAAAGUCCAGAAAAAAACUCAAAUGACACACGAUGCUCAAAAUGUACUCCACUCCCCUGUCAAAUUCAAAGGUCAAAGAGUCUUUUGAUAACGCGAUGAAUUCCUCGAUCUUCUCCUCCUCGAAGACCGAGAGGCUUCAUCGGAAUAAUGUCCAUUUUGUGAACUAACGAGAGCAAUUUUUCACCGGAACUAAUAGUAUUUUAUCGAGACUGAUAUAACACAAACGCGACGCCCGUCAUUGUGGUAACGAGUUGCUCAGACACUUGGGCCCUGGAAGAAUGUGGAUUGGAGAAGAAAAAUGCUUGUUCUGGGAGAGUUUACGAUUGAUGAAAAUGAAUAAAGAAAAACGUAAAACGUUACCAGUUAACAAGGGAAAAAUAAUUUUCUCGAUUUUUGAAAUACGACGGCAGAAAAGCACGAAGUGAAAAGUUUGUUACACAUUUUUCGUCCGUACAUGUAGCAUACACGAGCAUUUUGAGGCAUCUACAUUUUUUCGCAAUGGCUUUUGAGCGUGAAAAAAAUGGAGCCCAUCCAUUUUAAUCGAAAAGUUUGUCUCGACUCGAUUAUUAAGCACGCACGACGUGCGCAUUAUGAAGGUCGUUUUCCUGUAAACCAAAGAGGUGUACUCGCAACUCGUAUGUAUACGUGUGUAAAUUAAACGAGAUGAAAAAAUGAAGGUUGAAAAGAAAAUAUGAGAAAAUGAAGAAGGAAGGAAAAAAUUGAAGAAUCCACGAUGAGAUUGUAAAUCAGUAUUCGAUGCAGCAAUUAAAAAUUAUUCUGACUGAAAAAAACCUUUCUUUUGUAAAAUCGACGAAGAGACUUGGAAAAAAGAACGAAAAAAAGUAAUCUGUAAACUGCCAAAAGAUAAAUCCCACAAGCUAAAUGGGUUAUACGCACAGGUUGUUAUAAAAAUUUACACACAACGAUGUUAGAGAACACUUUGACACGUGUAGUUGAUGAAAAAAAAAAAAAAAAUAAGUAAAAUAAACACAAAUACGAAAAUAGAAAAAUACAUAACGUGAAAGAACAUCGAGUUCAAUCGGUUCUGUAGAAAAUCAAAGUUCGUAGUUUCCAAAAAUAUGAGUAUAUACAUUCAUAUUAAAUAUACAUGUAUAUAAAACGACUAUGUAGAUGUCGUUUUAUCGAAUAAGAAAAAUAACCGAAAAAUUGAAUGUAGGCUUUAAAAGUAAUGUAAAGAACACCUUUUUCGCGCGUUCAAAUACGAUGAGAUAUUCGAUUAUCGAAUCUUCCGAAUAUUUACAAACCGGCAUUUACAAUUUUUCGUAUUUAUAAGUCGCCCUCAACUCACUACGUAAUUUCAACGGCUACGAUGAUUUUUCAAGUCAUUCCACACGUCUCGUUACUGCAUUGGGACAUGUCUCGAGGGUUUUUCUUCCCAACCGAGAUUACUGAAAAGUUUGUUUCAACGCUUCCGUUAUUAGGGAAGAUCGAAGUCACUGUUUGCACAAUUUAGUCCUAGGGUACGACACAAUUUUCGAAAAGUUUUUCCAAAUCGGACCAAAAGCGUACGAUACGAAGAUGCGCGGCUCAUUCACGGUCUACCGAUCCCGAUCAAUAUUGCUUGGGAACAAUAAAUUACUCCUUACUCGAUACUUUACACGAUUAUUAUUCCAAUUUUACCUUCGGUACUAAUAUUUCGGUACGUCGCAUUAAACUUUAUGGAAUAAUGAAUAUUUGAGGAGAGUUUAAACACGUGGUUCAGUGUCAAAUUAUCUCAUAUUCUUAUUUGGAAACGAAUGGAAAUGGAUCUUCAUUUUUAUUGCCCUCCAAGAUCGAUUGUCGACGAGUCAUAAUAAACUUCGAAAUCGGACAGUCAGAUGGAAGUCAGAAAAAAAAUUCACUUAAAUGAUCGACGAAUAAUUUAAUUAAGGGGGUCCUGCUUUAGAAAGUCAAAAAAAUCGAUUGUUUUCGGACAUUUUUUAGCAUAGAAGAAAAUAACUUACCAUUGCAAACUUUUUGGCAUAUAGUUUUAAGAAUAUUUCAAAAGUACAAAACCUUUUUCUAGUUUGAGAAAUACUGAUUUGUACAUGGUUCAUGUGCAAAGUUUGAUUGUCGAAGUUUAUUCUCAGCUGUGUAGAAUGUGGAGAUCGUAAUUAUUGUCUGUAACAAAAAUUCCAACUUUUCUUUUCAUUUUCAUAUAUUUUCCUUCCAUACAAAUCUCCUAUAAAAACCCAAAAAAAUUGCAAAAUUCUAUAUUUUUAGCGAGUUUGAAAAAAAACGCUGCUAAAAAGUAGAAUAUCACUUCAGCAUGCUGUACCGAGCAUUUUAGAGCUUUUUUCAUUCAGUGCCAAUGAAAAGGGACAAAUCUAUACCACUUUGAACGAUUUUUGUAUCAUUUACAACUUACCAAUGUGGGAUUUUUUGACACACCAUCCAACCUAUCGAUAAGUCUUUAGCAAUCAUGGAUGUACGAUAUAGUAGUUGAAUCUAUCGAUGCUGUUUGAUUGAAGGAAAAAAGGAACGACCUGAAAUCGUCGGGAAUCAGAUCGCUCAAACUAUACCAAAGAAUCGGUCAUUUUCUCGUUAGCGAAAGAAAGAUAAAUGCAAAUCGAAGAGAAAAUACCGAAAUAUUAUUCAACUGUCGCGUCACAGAGCAACAACUUUUUUCCAAGCACGAUAAUUCGUUCCCGGAGAAUCCUGAUAUUGGAUUAAAUCGAUUUCUCUUUCACUUUUAAGACAACAUUUUAGCUUGAAUAUUGAAUUCUCUAAAACCGAUUGACAGUUCGUGAAAAUACAAAAAAGUUUUCUAGAUUUUUUCACAAAUCACAGAGCUGAGACUCAAGCAGAAACACUCAUUAUCCAUCAACAAUACAAAAAGUACUGAGAGCUUUCAUUUUUCAAUUACACUCGUCAGCUAACAAUCGAUGAAGAUUUUCGUCACAGUGCGGCGUAAAUUCGUAUCCGACGCCGUACCAACUAGUAGUUUUACGUGUUUAUGAAGCUCGAUUGGAAGAUUGAAAUUUUUGUUCACUUGCUUUUGGCGUGGUUUUGAGGUUUCACUGAUUUAGCGAAUUAAGGGCGGAAAAGUCGUUGACGUCAAACGGUGCUCCCUCCUUCAUUGACCAAAUGCAUUCUUUUCAGUUUGCAUGACAAAAUGUUAAUCCUGCAAAACAACUCAUUUACGCGAAUACAUCAAUAUAAACAUGUAUGUGGAUUGACAUUUUUGCUCAGCUGAUUAGCCUCCACAUUAGAUACUAAAAAGUUGUGAUGAAUUUUUUAUAAUGCAACACUGAAGUUCAAACUUAUUUCAAAACACUUUGAUUCAGUGCUGUUCCGAACACCAUUUGUCGAAGACCACUUUUCAGCCGACCAAUUACUUUUUCAUUUCAACAUGAAUAUCAGCGUUGAGUAAUCGAUUUUGAGUUCACUCAGAGUUCCAUUUUCCAAAAAAAUGAAAAACUCAAAACGACUGGGAGACCAAAGUUUGUUAUUUUCACUAUGCAUAAUCGUACACAGAAACAAUUUUACUAAUGAAUCAUCUUUGUACAGUAAAAAAUUAGUUUUAACUCGGUUUUCGUGAAAACUGAAUUAAGCGCCGCACUCGAGAAUCUUCAUGGACACGAAGUAUUGUUUUUAUGCUUCAUUGAACUAACAAGAAAAAGCGACAAAAAAGAGAGUGUGACAGAGCGUCAAGCAAAUUUGGGAGUAGCAUUCAGAGUGAAAUAAUGAAAAUCGAUUCGUUGAAAUGUAGUGAAAGAUGGAGUUAGUUCGGAAGAUUUAUCGGGCGGUCCUUGAAUACGAGAUGUACGUAUAAAUAUGAUCGAAGUUGAUACAGUGGAGACGAUAAGAUCACCGAAUUCUCGCUCACUGGGUUAUUAUGAUGAUUGUCAAAGAGGCAGCUCAAUGGCGUGUGCGAGGGUGUUGUAUACGCUGAAGUCGAGUGGCACGUUGGGGUGUCAAGCUUAAGCUCGUCAACUAUAAGUAUAAAUAUAUACAUAGUGAUGAUAAAAUAUUGGGGUGCAAAAUGCCCCCUCCCCUCUCUCUCUCUCGCUUGGAACACUCGGUAUAUGAGCAAUAAAAUAUUAAACAUUCAAUUCUCUCAAUCGAUGUCGCUAUUAGAGCAAAUAAACUAUUAUUAUUAUAAAUACGUGAUAAUAAAAAGGCGCACGUAAUUGUACCAAUUAUCGAUGUCACUCAUUUAGCGAAUUAGAGACGGAAAGGAAGCUCGUCGCACAUUUAUUCUCUCAAUUAUUAAAAUCGCGACAAUAUCUUAUUAUUCCGAGUAUAUUCGAAGGGUUGAGCGUACGUUAUUAUGCAGAGCGUUGAAGUAAGAAAUCUGGAAAUGAUUUUGGUCGCGCAUUAUCGCGAUUUAUUCGAUUGCAUAACGACAGACCUUUUUUGUAAGGAGAUCCUUAAUUUUUGUCUGUGUAACAUUGAUUCAGGAACAGUGAAAGCAGCCAAUGGCGAAAGAGAAGUUUCUGUGCCUCGGUAAACUUCAAGGAGCCCGAGAAUGUCCUGAAGUAUUAAUAUUCUGUUUGUUUUAGUUAUGUUUUAUCGGAUUUUCUUACGUGUUGUGAAAUUUCUGUGUACGAUAUCGGCGAGAAGUAAUACUCGUUAGACGGGGACGGAGAGAGAGACAGGGAGACGGAGAAAUGUUUAUGAGAAGAAAUAGGGAAAGCAGGAGCGAUUUUUUUUUCUCGAGCGCGUAUAGAGUAUAAAACAUACGCGAAAUGCGUGCUUGUGGUCGUGUAAAUAGCAGGGUUGUCCGCAAUUGUAAGAUAGGAGUAAAUUCAUUUCGUUGAUGUGCAAUGUUGUAAUUAUUAUCGAUAUUUAUUGGCAAGGCAUAACGAAUGAGUUGGUGCGGAAGCAGGAAAAAAAAAUAGAAGGAAAACAAAAUGUGCCCGGUCGUCUGGUAAAUUGCCAGCUCGGGGCAAUCAAUCAUACGAGCAAGCUUUUAAUGCUGACUGUUGGCACGAAAUGAGAGCCGGUAAUUAAAAAAGGGAUGUGUGGAAGUGGAAGAACAAAAAAACGAUGAAAAAAUCAAUAAUUAUUUCGCUCAGUGUCGUACUCGAUGCGAUACGAAUUUUGAAGGAUGUGAUAUUUUUUUUUUAUUUUUUUAUUUUAAGGAACGCGCGUCAGGGAAUUUUUGUAAUGCUCUUCUUUGUUAACUAAUUAUUCGAUUUCUUAUUUUCUCUGUAUCUCACAUUCAAUCGAUAAUCGGCUUUGCUUGAGGAUUUAUCGUCGAAAGAAUAUCUUACCUCGUCGACUAAUAUUGUAAUCUGCAAAAUAAUUGUACAAGUGCAUUAAACAAAGCAUUUGGGUCUGAAUAUAUUUGAUUGAUUUUCAAACGAUUGGAACAUCGUUUAAAGUAUUAUUAAAGAUGAUCCGGCGAAUGUACUGUAUAAGCAUCUAUCAAUCGAUGAAAAUUCUCAACAUCUUUUUACUCUCCCCCUUUAUUCGAUAAGCUGUAAGCUCCAAUUUAAUCUUAUUCACGUUGAGUCUUCACGAUAUUUUAUCUUUCAUCGAUCACUGCAAAAAUAAUUUUCAUCCGCGAUAUUUGUUCAUGGGCAUGCCUGAAGAAAAAUCAAAAAAACAAAAUGGCGAAGUGAGGGGAGGAAAAAAAUGUUCAUUUUUGAACUAUGCCAUAAUAUUGAGGCGUUCAUCGAUGCAACGCAGCCUGAUUAAAUAACCCAAACUUCCUACGUUCUUGUAUACACUAUAUUUAUUAUUGUUCAUGUUUAUUAGAAUCAUAUAUAAAUAUAUAUAUAUAUAUAUAAAUAUAUAAAUAUAAAUAUAAAUAAAAAAUAUAUAGAUCGGAGAAUAUUCCUUGAAUAUCUCCAAUAUCUUGCGAUAAUAAAAACGAGUACUUUAUGGGA